UCUAGAUACAAAUGAUCUAGUCUAGUACCAAAAUGAAUGAAAGAAAGGACAUAAAUAUACAUUGCAUCAAUGAACUAAUUACACUAGAUCUAGAUUAGAUCCAAUUCACGUUCUUCGUAUAUUAAUAAAAUAAAUUGUCUAUAGGCCUAGUAUUAUUGUUAAUGAAUGUACGUCCAACAAUACACUCAAUGAACAAUUGAACAUUCUCAUUCACAUUGUUCAUAGUUUAUUUUAUUGAGUUCAUUGUUGUAACAUUGUGAUUGUUAGACUGUUACUACUACUAGAUCUAGAUCUAGUAAUGUUAGAUCAGCAGAUCUAGCUAGUCUGUUGUUAGUCCAACAGUUACACAACCGUGACAACCGCAACACAAUCCAAAAUCUAGAAAUGACUAUGUAAAAAAACAUGCUGUCACUGUAGAAACAGAUUGAAGCGCUCACUUAGCUGAUUUGUUGACCCAAGUAUGUCAGGAGAAAUUUUUCAGCCAAUGGAAAACCCUGAUGAAGCUAUCCUGCCUACAACAAGAAAUCCACUUUUGUGCUAUUUGUGCAAUGAACCUUAUGAAGACCCUUGCAUUCUGGGCUGUUUCCACAGCUUUUGUGCUCACUGUCUGCGUGGACGUGCAUUAGAUGGGAAAAUGUCAUGCCCUUUAUGUGGAUGUGUCCAUACCUUAAGAGACGGGACAUCCCUCCCCCCCUCUGACCUACUCCUCAAGUUUAUGAUCGAGUCAUCCACUGAAGAGCGAGCCCAAUGUGCCAACUGUGAUUCUACUGCUGUUCAAAUGUUUUUCUGCAACACAUGCUCUCAGCCGCUGUGCCCCAAGUGUCGUGAGGAGACUCAUCGUGCCAAAAUGUUUUCUAGUCAUGACAUGGUUCUACUGACAAAACGAGCUCGAGAAGUUCACAAGAAAUGUUUGAUUCAUGAAGAACCUUACAUAAUGUUUUCAUCAGAGAAAAAAAUGAUGCUGUGCAUCAACUGUUUUAGGGACAUGAGAAUAGAAAGUCGAGGCCAUUGUCUAGACUUAGAAACCGCCUACACUCAAAGUUUUAAAAAGUUGGAUCUCAGAGUUCAGGCUUUCAGAGAACUCCAGAACUCAGUACGUGAAGGAAUCUUGCUGUUCAAGGCUCUACUGGAGGAAAUUAAAAUGAACUCUGGGAAGGAACGGGUAGCCAUUGAAGAGUUAUAUGGAACCCUGUUGGAGAGACUGUCUGAGACCAAGACUUUACUCCUGCAAAAAGUUGACAGCCAAUAUGCAGACAAAGAGGCAACGUUUCGCUCCCAGCUGAAAUCUCUGUCCACUUUAUUGCCCACACUUCACGUUCACCUUGUGAUUGCCAGUGCUUUUAGGGGAUCGGCAAAUAAAUUUGAAUUUUUAGAUUUUGCCAAUGUAUUAAUGGAACGUUUGAAAUCAAUUGUCCAAAACCAGCACCCCAUCCACCCCACACAGAGUGGUCAGAUUGAUACCGCGUACAAAACGGAAUUUUUCAAAAGCCUUGAGCCUUUGUUGUAUGUGCCUCUUCAGAGGUGUACACUGACCUCUGCCUCCAUGGCUAAUGGAGUAAAUGGCAUCCACGCUGGCUCCUGUCCAGGUAGCCCUGUGAUACAUAGACUGACCCCCAACCAUACCAGGCGAACAAAUGGCUUAAAUGGAGCCAAGGUCAAAUUUAUUGAUGCUAAAGGCCAGUUUGCUGAGCACUGCAGGGAGUUUGAGAAUGCUCACAGGGAUCUACUACAAAAGUUGGAGCAAAUGAAAACUCAGUGCCAAGAAUUACAACGUGAUUUAACCAUGCGGAGAUGUUUGGCUAAAAAAGAUGAAGUUCUGGCCCUGACCAAUCGGAUAGAAGCUGUACAGAACCAUCUUGAGGCUCACUAUAAUAUUUUAGAGCAAAAGAUGCCAUUACUUGACAAGCACUGGGAAGAAAGUCUGGAACGGCUGAACAAUGAACAAGACUUGUAUCAAGCUCAGCUGCAGGACGUGAUGCGACUGAAGCAAGAGAGCCAGCAACUACGAGUGAUCGCCUCCCAGUUAACAUCAUUUGUGUCCUCUAUUGCUGCAGUCACUGAGCGACUUGCCCCUAAGCUUGGACAGUCAAAUCAAACUUCUGAACAAGAACAACAAAUUGCUUCAUUGUUGGAAGAAAUAUCCUCUGUACACCCAGACAGCCAACAAAGGGUGGAGGCCAUACGAGGGGCAGAAGAAGAAAGACAAACAAAUCUGGCAAACAGAACUAACCCACUCGAUUCUGAAUUAAUCAAAACUAAAGGGCUUUUAAGAGCUCCUUCUCUUAGGAGCAAAAAGGCAGAGAGAAGAAAAAGAGUUGAAGCUACAGACAUCUCUAGUGGUACCAAGGCCAUCACAGACAUCUCUAGUGGUACCAAGGCCAUCACAGACAUCUCUAGUGGUACCAAGGCCAUCACAGACAUCUCUAGUGGUACCAAGGCCAUCACAGACAUCUCUAGUGGUACCAAGGCCAUCACAGACAUCUCUAGUGGUACCAAGGCCAUCACAGACAUCUCUAGUGGUACCAAGGCCAUCACAGACAUCUCUAGUGGUACCAAGGCCAUCACAGACAUCUCUAGUGGUACCAAGGCCAUCACAGACAUCUCUAGUGGUACCAAGGCCAUCACAGACAUCUCUAGUGGUACCAAGGCCAUCACAGACAUCUCUAGUGGUACCAAGGCCAUCACAGACAUUUCUAGUGGUACCAAGGCCAUCACAGACAUCUCUAGUGGUACCAAGGCCAUCACAGACAUCUCUAGUGGUACCAAGGCCAUCACAGACAUCUCUAGUGGUACCAAGGCCAUCACAGACAUCUCUAGUGGUACCAAGGCCAUCACAGACAUCUCUAGUGGUACCAAGGCCAUCACAGACAUUUCUAGUGGUACCAAGGCCAUCACAGACAUCUCUAGUGGUACCAAGGCCAUCACAGACAUCUCUAGUGGUACCAAGGCCAUCACAGACAUCUCUAGUGGUACCAAGGCCAUCACAGACAUCUCUAGUGGUACCAAGGCCAUCACAGACAUCUCUAGUGGUACCAAGGCCAUCACAGACAUCUCUAGUGGUACCAAGGCCAUCACAGACAUCUCUAGUGGUACCAAGGCCAUCACAGACAUCUCUAGUGGUACCAAGGCCAUCACAGACAUCUCUAGUGGUACCAAGGCCAUCACAGACAUCUCUAGUGGUACCAAGGCCAUCACAGACAUCUCUAGUGGUACCAAGGCCAUCACAGACAUCUCUAGUGGUACCAAGGCCAUCACAGACAUCUCUAGUGGUACCAAGGCCAUCACAGACAUCUCUAGUGGUACCAAGGCCAUCACAGACAUCUCUAGUGGUACCAAGGCCAUCACAGACAUCUCUAGUGGUACCAAGGCCAUCACAGACAUCUCUAGUGGUACCAAGGCCAUCACAGACAUCUCUAGUGGUACCAAGGCCAUCACAGACAUCUCUAGUGGUACCAAGGCCAUCACAGACAUCUCUAGUGGUACCAAGGCCAUCACAGACAUCUCUAGUGGUACCAAGGCCAUCACAGACAUCUCUAGUGGUACCAAGGCCAUCACAGACAUUUCUAGUGGUACCAAGGCCAUCACAGACAUCUCUAGUGGUACCAAGGCCAUCACAGACAUCUCUAGUGGUACCAAGGCCAUCACAGACAUCUCUAGUGGUACCAAGGCCAUCACAGACAUCUCUAGUGGUACCAAGGCCAUCACAGACAUCUCUAGUGGUACCAAGGCCAUCACAGACAUUUCUAGUGGUACCAAGGCCAUCACAGACAUCUCUAGUGGUACCAAGGCCAUCACAGACAUCUCUAGUGGUACCAAGGCCAUCACAGACAUCUCUAGUGGUACCAAGGCCAUCACAGACAUCUCUAGUGGUACCAAGGCCAUCACAGACAUCUCUAGUGGUACCAAGGCCAUCACAGACAUCUCUAGUGGUACCAAGGCCAUCACAGACAUUUCUAGUGGUACCAAGGCCAUCACAGACAUCUCUAGUGGUACCAAGGCCAUCACAGACAUCUCUAGUGGUACCAAGGCCAUCACAGACAUCUCUAGUGGUACCAAGGCCAUCACAGACAUCUCUAGUGGUACCAAGGCCAUCACAGAGGGUUACCCUCAGGCUCCAGUUUGCCAACUCUCUUCUUUAUCAAAUGAUUCAAAAAAUAAUUGUUUAAAUACAGAAACGAUAGUUUUAACCAAUGACAACAGUUUUGUAAAUAGAGAAGCCUUAUAUUUAUCAGACGAAUUACCAGUCAAUUCUUUAAAUAAUUCACCUUUAUUUUGUAAUGGCCAAGCAAUAAGCUGUGAUGAAAAUUGUGUUGAAAAUGUCCCAAAUAAAUUGUGUGCAAUUACUACAAACAUAAACAAUGAACUGUCUGAAACAGAGGUGGAUGAAUAUGUGGCAAUUGCUCUCAGCAAAGAUAUUAGUAAAUCAUUGUCACGUCAAAUUAAGGUUGAAGAAAAGAAAUCAAGAAGAUCUAAAGGAAUAGUGCAGAAAGAAGAGAGAGCUAUAUCAGUAAAGGACAGUGGCACCAUAAGAAAUUUUCUCAAAGAUGUCGAAAAUUAUAAUAAAAGGGACAUAUUAGAAGUAACUAGUGCUGGUGACUGUCCAUAA
Molecule: messenger RNA, 4606 nt
Organism: Physella acuta
Lineage: Eukaryota; Metazoa; Mollusca; Gastropoda; Physidae
Cellular component (GO): perinuclear region of cytoplasm
Molecular function (GO): Hsp70 protein binding; zinc ion binding; transmembrane transporter binding
Source: RefSeq, a predicted model, not a curated record